Molecule: messenger RNA, 1628 nt
Organism: Branchiostoma floridae (Florida lancelet)
Lineage: Eukaryota; Metazoa; Chordata; Leptocardii; Amphioxiformes; Branchiostomatidae
Product: neuronal acetylcholine receptor subunit alpha-10-like
Exons: 7
Coding region: 20-1459 (479 amino acids)
Biological process (GO): regulation of membrane potential; chemical synaptic transmission; monoatomic ion transmembrane transport
Cellular component (GO): postsynaptic membrane; neuron projection; synapse
Molecular function (GO): acetylcholine-gated monoatomic cation-selective channel activity; transmembrane signaling receptor activity
Source: RefSeq, a predicted model, not a curated record
ACUCAGAGUUCCAAACAACAUGCCUUCGAGAGUAACAACCACCAUGGGGACCCUCAAAACGAACUACCUUCUGUCGUUUCUACUGUUGGUAGCGUCACAACAGGUUGCUAGAGCAGAAAACGCCACAUCUGACGAAAGGCCAGACAUGCUGCGUCUAUACCAAGAUCUGUUUGUGAAGAGCGGCUACAACUCCAACGUCCGACCCGUGAGAGACUUCAGACGACCGACCAACGUCACCCUUGACCUGGCAUUGGCUCACAUCAUAGAAAUGGACGAGAGGAACCAGGUUCUGACGGCAGAUGUCUGGUUAAGAAUGAAAUGGACCGACGAGUUUCUGACAUGGAAUGUGAGUGAGUAUGGUGGGAUAGAGACCAUGGUGACGCCAGCAGAGAGUAUCUGGAGACCAGACUUGUUCCUUUACCACAAUGUUAACUACGAGUUUGACGGGUGGCUGGAUCGUGUCGUGAUGAUCUCUUCUGACGGCGUUGUUGACUGGAAAGCCCCCGCCGUGACCAUGUCUGCCUGUCUGGUGAACGUGUCCGACUUCCCGUUCGACAGGCAGGAGUGCAGCUUACAGUUCGGCUCGUGGAACCAGGACGGACGCUACGUUGACUACUACAGUAAGAAGGAAGUCGGAGACCUGGCUAACUUAAUCAGAAAUUCAGAGUGGGAGGUGCCGAAGUUAGUCGCAAAAAGAAGCAACCUUCUGUACAACGGAGUUCCGUACCCGGACGUGACCUUCACCAUCCACAUGGCCCGGCGACCAACCUUCUACGUCACCAACAUGCUCGUGCCCUGCGCCCUGCUGGCCUUCCUGAUGGGGGCAACCUUCUACCUGCCGCCCGACUGUGGGGAGAAGAUCUCGUUCGGCGUGGCGGUCCUGCUGUCCCUGGCGGUGUUCCAGCUGCUGGUGGCGGAGGCCGUGCCUCGGUCCGAAAACAUCCCCGCCAUAGUUCGCUUCAUCAUCGCGUCCCUGGCACUCAUGACACUUUCCCUCCUGGCCUCUUCAUUCGUCAUCAAUUUGGGAGACUCCGUUCGAGACAGCAAACCUGUACCCGCGUGGGCGCGGAAGGUGUUCCUCAAGUACGCCUCUAAAGCACUCCUAAUGGGUGACCAAUCCAAACACAGCGUCCCGACCCAACACAUGGAACACGGCAGUAACAGUGAGGUAAUCGAGAACAGUAUGCGUUCUGCUGCCGAACAUAGAUCGAGAGCCAUCAAAAAACAGCGGGAGAGUCUACUGCAAAUCAAGGGCGCGGUCGAGGAGAUCUCCAGGUACAUCAAGAGGAUAGACGCGGUGAAAAACAUCCACAACGAUUGGAAAACUCUGGCGAUAGUGGUGGAUAGGAUCUUCCUCGUGCUGUACAUUAUUGCCUGUGCCAUCACCCUCCUACUGACCUUACUAAGCAUCGGGAUGUGGGGGCAACUACAUCGAGAGACAAUGUCCGGGCAAACAUAACUUCUUCUUUUUACUUUUCUUUAUUUCUGUCCUGAAAUACAUAUAUAUAGAAGUUUAUUUACAAGUUCAUGCCCGAGGGCUAAUUGCAAGUACAUGGUAUAAGGAUAUAAUUUAUACAAGUGACGUACAUUAUUGUACUAUGUGCAGUAUGCUUGGUGAAUGAAGGUAA